UCUUCUCUCAAACAAUUUCAUUUCUUCAAAAUUCCAAAGUAUAUUAUAAAUUUAAUUUACUCUAAUUAUGGGUAAAAUUCAUCCAGAAAAUAUAUCUUCUCCUUCUUCUUCCUCUUGUUCAUCUCCUUAUGUUACAUCUAAUAGAGAAACAUUUACAAUAUGGAUGAAAUCACUAGUUUUUCAUGGAAAUGGAUGUACUGUUUUUAAUUCCAAAGGUGAACUUUGUUUUAGAGUUGAUAAUUAUCAAGAAAGAUGUAGCAAUGAAGUUUUUCUCAUGGAUCUAAAUGGACAAGUUCUCUUCUCCAUCAAAAAAGAGAAAUUGAGAGUCUUUGGUAGAUGGAAUGGAUAUUUAUGUGGUGGAUUUAAAGGGAGGCCAUGGUUUCAAGUGAGAAAAAAUUGCACAUUUUCAAGAGGAAAUGUGAUAUGUAAUGUGAAUUUGGGCAAUGAAAAAUCAAUUAAAAGUUGCUACAAGAUUCAAAAAUUGGACAAGAAAUCAUCAUUUAAAGUUACAAAUACUACUGGAGAAAUUGUUGCUGAGUUAAAACAAAAGCAAUCGUCGAGAGGAUUUGCAUAUGGAGAUGAUGUAUUGACUCUAGAAGUGGAACCCCAAGUUGAUCAAUCGCUAAUUAUGGCAUUAGUGACAGUUUGCGGCUUAAUUAGUCGCAAAUUAUGAUCAAGAAAUUAAUUAUAUGAAGAAUUCAAGAAAAUUUAGAUAUAAUACAUGGGGCUCUUCCAUUUGAACCACCAUUCUGACUUUAGAAUGUGUUGUGUGCAUUUUAAUUUUUAUUUGUA
Solanum verrucosum is the source of this 792-nucleotide messenger RNA. RefSeq names its product protein LURP-one-related 4-like. The record is from RefSeq and is a predicted model, not a curated record. Bases 68 to 673 code for a protein of 201 amino acids. The transcript has 3 exons. NCBI's taxonomy places the organism in Eukaryota, Viridiplantae, Streptophyta, Magnoliopsida, Solanales, Solanaceae.